AUGUUCUCCGACCUCUCUGCUGCCACCCUGCGAACACGAAAGACAUUCCAGCAGGUGAUAGAGACCCUCCGCGCCAACCAUGUCCUGUACCGCUGGGGCUUCCCUAUCCACCUCAUUGCCUCUAGAAACGGGAUUACCACGGUCCUCCACACAGCAGAAGAGGGCCUGAACCUGUUACACCAAUGGAACAUGCCCAUGGUGGGGGACUCUCAAACUCCCAAACCACCGCGACGAGUGGAAAAAGAUAUUCAUACUUCUAACUGA
Messenger RNA from Pelobates cultripes (western spadefoot toad), 264 nucleotides. NCBI's taxonomy places the organism in Eukaryota, Metazoa, Chordata, Amphibia, Anura, Pelobatidae. The record is from the annotation of a GenBank genome assembly.